UCACGGAUACUACGUCCAUAUUUUUUACCGUCUAUGGUCAGGGCUCAGCUGUAGGUUCAGGCUCGCUCUUCCUUCCAGUCCGGAGCAAAACGACAACGUUUGGAUCGACUUCCUUGACAGUGCAACCUGUUAACCAGCAUCAUGGUGAACUGCUGUGGUCUGCUUACUGUACAAAAGGAACCAGUUCCUUUGAAGAGUGUGGAUGUGGAGCUGGAGGUGAGGGACCAUGUAGCUACUGUUGUCUCCACUCUGAACUAUGAGAACAAGGAAGACAAACCACUAGAGGCUGUUUUUGUCUUCCCUCUGCCUGGAGAUGCUGCUGUCUGUCACUUUAGUGCUAAGCUCAGACAGACGCAGAUUGUUGCUGAGGUCAAAGAGAAACAGAAGGCGCGUGAGGACUAUGAUGAUGCUUUGAGCUCGGGUCAACAGGCCUUCCUUUUGGAGGAGAGUGAGCAAAGUCCAGAUAUAUUCUCUAUGAGUGUGGGCUGUCUUCCACCAGGAGAGAGUGCCUCAAUCAGACUGGAGUAUGUCACUGAGCUAAGUGUGCAGGCUGAUGAUGGGCUGAGGUUCUGUCUUCCUGCUGUGCUCAACCCUCGUUACCAACCUCAAGGAAGUGGAGGUAGUGGAAGUGGCAACACCCAAGUAACCUCAACUCCAGCAUCUUUGGUGCCCUACACUCUGUCUUUCUCUGCCCAAGUAUCCUCUCCUCGUCCUGUGUCCAGAAUAGAGUCCAGCUGUUCCCUUGAUCCUCUUCAGUACCUCAAUUCAGAGCAAACCAAAGCCACGAUCAAGUUGGCUGCUGGACACAAGUUUGACAGAGAUGUUGAACUUCUGAUUUAUUACAAAGAUGCCCACCAGCCCACCGCUGUGGUGGAGACAGGAGAAACCUCUGCAAAGCUUGGCACUCUGAUGGGUGAUCCAGUGGUGAUGCUGAGUCUGUACCCAGAGUUCCCUCAGGCUGUGAUGUCUUCAGUCGCCUCAUGUGGAGAGUUUGUGUUCUUACUGGAUCGAUCUGGUAGUAUGGAUCAAUCUAUGAACAACAGCAAGACUAACCAGACUCGCAUUAGCAGCGCCAGGGAUACUCUACUUCUCCUGUUGAAGAGCUUACCAAUGGGCUGCUAUUUCAAUAUCUACAGUUUUGGUUCCUCCUAUGAACACAUCUUCCCUAAGAGUGUGGAGUACAGCCAGCAGACUAUGGAAGAAGCUUUGAAGAAAGUUGGGGAGAUGGGGUCUAAUCUGGGAGGAACAGAGAUCCUUGGGCCACUUCAACACAUUUACAACCAGCCCUGCAUUCAAAAUCAACCAAGACAAGUAUUUGUCUUUACUGACGGAGAAGUGGGGAACACCAAACAAGUUAUAGACCUGGCAAAGCAGAAUUCACAUGCCCACAGAUGUUUCUCUUUUGGGAUUGGAGAGGGGGCCAGCUCUGCUCUAAUCAAUGGGCUGGCCAAGGAAGGAGGAGGUCAUGCUCAGUUCAUUACAGGGACUGACAGAAUGCAACCCAAAGUGAUGCAAUCCUUGCAAUAUGCUCUGCAACCAGCUGUGGUGGACAUCUCAGUCACAUGGGAUAUGCCAAAGGAUGUGUCUGUCACUGUCCUCUCUCCACCAAUCACAGCACUUUUCCAGGGUCAAAGGUCACUGGUUUAUGCUAGACUCUCUGGACAGAUUUCAGAAGCAGCAGAGGGAUGUGUUGCAGUGAAAUACAGCCUGGCAGGUCAUCCCACACAGAACCAGCUCCAGUUCAGUCUGAAACCUGCAGAGGAUACUGGAUUGACAGUCCACAGGUUGGCUGCUAGGACUCUGAUUCGCUGCCUGGAGAUGGAGCAAGACCCAUUCCUACCGCCGGACGAAAGUAUGAGAAACAAGGUGGUGGAGCUCAGUGUGCAAUCUGGAGUGAGCAGUGCCUUCACUGCCUUUAUCGCUGUCAACAAAGACAAUGGCGAGGCGAUACAGGGACCACUAGUGCGAAGAAAUGUUCCAACGCCCGGGUAUUUGCCAAAUGGACAGGUCAAAUAUUAUUCUCUAGUUAGUUUUGGAAAGACGAAAUCUAAAUCUCGCGGCUCAGGGUUCUUUGGUUCCUUGCUAAGGAAUUUUAAGAGAGGAGGGAAGAAAUCUCAAUCUGAAGAGUGCGGACCCUGUCAGCCCUCCAUGGACCCUUUGCUUCAGGUGGUCUCCCUUCAGAAGGCGCCUGGCUCCUGGGACCUAGCUCCAGCUCUGGCUACGGCUCUUGGAAAGACCAGUGAAGAGAUGGAAAAGCCAAAGCCUGCAUCGGUGAACCAGGAAGUAUGGGCCACCAUUCUGUCUCUGAUCUGGCUUCAUGGUUUCAAGAUAGACGCCCAGGAAGAGUGGGAGCUUCUGGCUAGGAAAGCUGUGUCGUGGGUCUGUGCACAGAACUCACCAUGUGUGAACGAGUGUGUGGAAGCUGGAAAUGCACUUUUGGGAUGUCAAGUACAGAAAGAUGCCUUGGGGCUCUGAGGUUUUCAAAACUGGCUUCAAGACUGACACUGAUAAGGAAUUAAAUCAUGUCACACUUGCAAACAAACCAAUUCUGCAGCUUGCACUUAAUCAAAAUUGCACUAAGAUAGCUGUGCACCUAUAAGUACAAUGUGCACUAUAUCACUUCAUUUACAAGGGAUCAGGUUAUUUUUCUUGCUUGGUUGAUUUUCUGCUUUUUGAGUUGUUUGAGAGGAAGUAUGAUAAUCCAGACAUAAAGUAUCAAAGCUGCACCUGAAGUACGACUGGCAAAAAAAUCAAAGACUAAGUGAAUUAGCAAAUAAAGGCUUGUACUAUUUCUGAUACAACAUUAGUCACAAGACGAUCCACUAUAAUUACAUCUGUGUAUUCCACUAAAUUAGUUAUCAAGCUGGAUGUAUUCUUAUGGACUUUUGCGCACUUUAAGAUUUACUAAACUGACUUAGGUCUGGUGAAGUCAAAUGAACUUAUGCACUAAAUGAAAAUGGAAAUAAAAACAUAACUCCAAAUGUUAA
Messenger RNA from Notolabrus celidotus (New Zealand spotty), 2987 nucleotides. Its product is annotated as von Willebrand factor A domain-containing protein 5A-like. Lineage: Eukaryota; Metazoa; Chordata; Actinopteri; Labriformes; Labridae. The record is from RefSeq and is a predicted model, not a curated record. The transcript has 19 exons. Bases 142 to 2475 code for a protein of 777 amino acids.